Molecule: messenger RNA, 726 nt
Organism: Mercenaria mercenaria
Lineage: Eukaryota; Metazoa; Mollusca; Bivalvia; Venerida; Veneridae
Exons: 5
Source: RefSeq, a predicted model, not a curated record
GAAACGCAUACCAUAAGUUCUUAUCUAUGACAGAUAACGUAAAAUGUCUUAUCAUUAGGUUAAAAUACGUCUACUAGCAUUAGAAACGAUCGUCCACAAUCGGUGACACUUCUUCGAGAUAUACCAUGAAUAUAAUAAAAAUUUCCACAACGGUAUUCAGUGUGUUAAGUUUGUACACUACUCUUGUCUCUGGUGACUACUCGUGUGUGUGUAACUACAGUGUCGAAAAGAGUGUAUUUACAACAAUGAAUGAGCAGGGCAGUCCUAUUGGAUACAUGUAUGAAUUUGAUUGCAAACAGAAACUGGACUUGCAACAAGGCACACAAGGAUGGUUCGAAAUAGCUUUCGAGCACCAGAUUGGAUACCUAAAACAAGACGAUCAGAUUCAACUUCAACUUUGUCCAGGGGAUCCACCACAUGAGGAUAUUGUGACGACAGUUUCAUCUCCAGUCUCCUCGACCCAGUCAGCAGACACAUCGUCUACGAAUUCUUACCAAACUUCAAAGAUAGCAGCACCAACUGACAUUUUAUCAUCAACAAUAUCGACAAAACUGAGCACCCAAACACAAACGACACAGAUCACAAUCACAACAACAUCACAAUCUGUAGUUUCAUCACCUGCCAUCAGUACAAGGCUUUCAACAACAAAGCAAACGACACAGACAUCAACAACAGGAUUGGUUACCCAUACUCUACCAUCCAGUAUUCCUAAUAAAUUCAGUCUAG